Molecule: messenger RNA, 1176 nt
Organism: Schizosaccharomyces japonicus yFS275
Lineage: Eukaryota; Fungi; Ascomycota; Schizosaccharomycetes; Schizosaccharomycetales; Schizosaccharomycetaceae
Product: WD repeat protein Swd3
Exons: 2
Coding region: 1-1176 (391 amino acids)
Cellular component (GO): nucleus; Set1C/COMPASS complex
Source: RefSeq, a predicted model, not a curated record
AUGCUUCCUCCUCUUCUUUUGUUCAUGGAAAAAGGCCACGACGAGUACCACCAGGUCCUCUAUUUGUCGACGGCUUCUCCAAAUAAACGGUGGCUCGCCACUGCGUCUUCUGACGGUGUAAUAAAAAUUUGGUACACUAGGUCAUUCUCUCUUGAAUGUACGCUUUACGGUCACACUGCUGGUGUUUCACAAGUCGCAUGGUCUUGCGACAGCAAGCUACUCGUUUCAGCAUCAGACGAUAAAACCAUUCGUGUUUGGAAUGUCGAAAAUGGAAAAUGCGAGCGCGUAUUACGCGGCCAUACGAACUAUGUGCUUUGUGUCGAUUUUAAUCACGACGGCAACUUAAUUGUCUCAGGCUCGUGGGACGAGACGGUCAAAAUUUGGAAUGUCCAAGAAGGAAGCUGCCUACGCACGUUACCUGCGCAUUCAGAACCUGUUACGGCUGUGUCGUUUUCGCACGAUAGUACCUUGCUAGCGACAGCAAGUUACGACGGAAUGGCCCGUAUCUGGGAUGUGCCCACAGGCCAAUGUCUAAAAACCUUAGUCGAACCAGUAAAUGUACCGUUAGCCUAUGCUACGUUUACGCCAAACAGUCGAUAUCUACUUGUCAGCAACCUCAACUCCGAAGUUCGUCUUUGGGAUUACCGGACUGGUCACCUUGUUCGACUUUACAAAACGUUUCCUUGCCAGAAAUAUUCAUUACAAGUGGGUUUCCUUGACAAACGAGCUAUUCCUCGAGCAGAACAACCAACUCAUUCCAGCAUUUCUCUAAGUUCACUUAUCAGUGAUCAAAGCACGGUCGCAGAAGAUGCAGACGGCACAAGCCAGGUCACGUCCAGUGACAUACAUGCUACAUCUUCAGCGCCGAAUGCGACAGAUGCUUAUUUACUUCUUCCUUCCGAGGAUGGCCGAGUGAGUAUAGUGGACGCAUCCACUAAACGAGUCAUUGACGACUCAAUUCACGUUCAGCCACCACAUCCCAUCCUUUGUGUCGCCUCUCUCGGUCCUUUUGUGAUGACAGCAUCCAUGGAUACAACGGUUCGCGUUUGGAUCCCUUCACAUUUGCAACCGAAACCUGUUGCUGUGAACGAAACGACUGACUCGUCCGUCGCGGAUGGAAUGAUGGAUACUGUGGAUACUACUGUUGUUUCUAUGGACAUCGACAUUACGCGUUAA